Messenger RNA from Leptidea sinapis, 9141 nucleotides. RefSeq names its product protein rolling stone-like. The transcript has 4 exons. Gene Ontology annotation, cellular component: membrane. Lineage: Eukaryota; Metazoa; Arthropoda; Insecta; Lepidoptera; Pieridae. The record is from RefSeq and is a predicted model, not a curated record. Bases 300 to 1112 code for a protein of 270 amino acids.
AGCUGGAAACAUUCACCGUGCGCGGCCAUGCGACGAUCAUCUACGCAACUUUUAUUUACCUACGUAAAUUAAUACGAGUUGAUAAAUUAUAGGGUUUAUAUGCCGGUCGUGCGUUAGUACAUUAAAAUGUCGCUAUCGGUCUAAAAGUGAAGAGCUAUGUUACGCUCUUGACUAGAAUAAUAUUUAUUUUAUUGACAUGUGAUAACAAUCUUCGAUAACAAAUCUUUUCGUCUCUGUACUAGUUGCGAAACCCACCAUUCCCAAGUAAUGUGUAAUAGUGUCUGAGUGCUUUCAUAAAAAUGAAAUUCCCGAAGAAAGUGAUUACGUUAACUGAUUUGUGGGUGUUUUCGAGUGAGAAAUCAAGUGAUUUUUACUUAUCUUCAUGGCAGAAAGGAGAGUCGCCGGUACCAAUGUUGAUAGUAAGAUUGGUCCUCGCGGGGAUUUCGAGCGGAAUCUUCGCCUGGUCCCUUUACUCUGGUGCAUCAUGGUACUGGCUGGUAUUUCUGACAAACUGGGGAAUAUUAUUUGUCUUCUUGAUGACAAUUAGUGGUCUCUCGGUUUCUAUUAUGUCUGCACGUAAGAAACUCUCUGAUGCGUCAUCGGGAGAUUUGCCGUGGUACGUAAGCUCUUAUUGGCUGAUCUACAAUGUGAUUACAACAGUAGCCAUCAUGAUCACAGGACUCUACUGGAUAUUACUCUAUAACCCUGAUGCCAGUGAGGAGGAUGUUAACUUUUGGCUGGACCUGUCGACUCAUGGUUUCAACUCUUGCAUCGUGUUUAUUGAGUUGAUGGUAUCGAGGACCCCUUUAAGAUUCGUUCACAUCUACCAGCCGCUGACAGUGGGGUUGUGGUAUCUCGUAUUUUCGGUGAUAUAUUACUUCGCAGGUGGCACAGACGAAAUCGGAAACCCAUACAUUUAUUCAGUCCUGAACUGGCAAGAACCGGAUCAAUGUAUGACUUUAGCCGCUGUCUCUUUGGGUGGUGUAUUCGCUGUGUUUACAUCUCUAUGGCUACUAACUAUAUUCAGAGACAAAGUAUCAGUAGCACUGAUAAGAACAACAAGUUUAGAUUUGCCUUUCACGCCACCAGAUCGGCUUUCUGACGUUGUGUAAGGACAAGAACAAUUUGGCUCUAAGUGGAAAAACACUAUGCGUACUCACAAACCAUAUCGGGAUAAGGGUAUCGGCGGUACAAGGACGGUGUUAACCACAAAGUUAGAUCAUUUAUACGUCUAUAUAGACUAUAACAGCUGUGAAAAAGUAAAAAAAAUAGACUUUAGAACUAACAACUAUUUUGAGCGAUUCACGCACACUAACACAAAGUGUCAUACAAAUUGCGAGUGUAAUUGUCACCCACACUAAAGUAUUAUUCCUGGUAUGUUGUCUAACAGCAAGAGUAUCUAUCUAGACGUAUAAAUAAUCUAAGACCAAAAACGGGAAAAAAAAUCCGCUGGAUUAAUUUCCGAUGUUUUCUAUAAUGUAUUGUAGAGUAUUAUAAAUUUCCGGCGCUGCAACAUAAUAUAAUAUAUAUAGAAAAAAUUACCUAUAAACAAAUACAUACUUACGUAAUGAUUUUUGUCUUCAAGUUAAUAGGUCAGCUUCCUCUGUCAAAAUUGUAUUAUGAAAGAAUGUUAUUUUAAGAGUUUUUACCGUAACAAACUCGAAUUCAAUAUGAAGUUGUUAUAAAAACAUGAGAAAUAUUUAUAUUUUCAAAAUUAAAAUCAUAGUUUUAUCAUCUGUAUUGUAUAUCACGUGACGGAAAACGCCGACCACCAUUAUGUGACGUCACUAUAACAUAAACAAUUUGUUUUUAGCAACACACCAACAAUACUAACUAUGAAAGGUCAAUUUUAUUUUGCACUGUACCUUUGGCGUUUCAUUGUUUAUGUUAUUAACACGUCACAAUCAUGGCGGCUUCCUUUUUGGCGCGAUAUUGAUCAUUUAAAUUUGAAACAAUUUUUAUAGCAUAAAGUGAAAUUAUUUUGAGGAAAUAACAAUACCAGUUGGCUAUCGAAUCUUUACGAUCGUUUUCGAAUAUAUCUUAAGAAAUCGAAGAAUAGCCUAUGAUGAUAAUGCAACACUCGCGAAAAGUGCAGACAAUAAUUGGUUUGCAGCCAUGUAACUAUCCAUGAACUAAGCAUGCUGUAUCUAAUACUUAGGUCGUUUUAAUCGUAAGACAUGCAACUUGCCAAUAAUUAAAUCUGUAAUUAUCUUUAUCUUCCAUUAUUUCUAAUAGAUUAUUAAAAAUAAAGGUAGAUAGAAAUAAGAAAUUAACGAUCACCUACCUCAAGAAAACAAGACCUAGGUAUUACCGUAGUAGUUACCAACUCUGUUUAUAUGUCUAUUUGUGUGAUUACUACUCAAAAUUAUUGUUUUAAUCCAAUAUGAUAAUGUGUUUCGUAAAAAGGUACUUAAUGUAAAUUAUUGCUGUGUUAGCGAAGUGAUCACCGCUGCUAAGAUUCUCUUGCAACACUAGAGGAAUCACAGGAGCGAUGCCGGCCUUUAAUUAGGUUACACGAAAUGUUUUUCCAAUUAUUAUACGUAUAGUAUUAUUAUUAAUUAUAAUAAUAUAAUUGUUAAUAUUAGACAUAAUAUAUUCUUAAAGCCUACAUACAAUUUUGAACAGAAAUUGCAUUUAUAUGAUAGGACUUUUAAUCAUUGUGUUGGUAAAUAGUAAUCGCUUAGGCUAAGUUCAAAUCAACACGCAAAACCGCGCGAUAUAAGAUCGAAGGAAACUGUGAUUAUUGUUGCGACUUUGCGUUUUUGUUUUGCACCGCGAGUCACCGCGUGCUUCAAGUUCUCGAACCAGUAAUCCAAAUCAGAAACAGUAAUCAAAACAAUUUGUUAUGUUUUGAAAGUAAAUAACCCUCACUUCUAGGAUUAAUACAUCAAUAAAAAUUUGAAAACAAAAUUUUAUGAAUGUGCCGUGCGAGAGCUCGGUUAAUUUUUUUGAGUUGCACAAAUAACACUUUGUCCUCCAAGUUUGAAGUUUCGUCUAUGUAAGUAACAAUUAUAUACUUAUUUUAUAUCUAUAGGUCACUACUUUCAUUUCCUAUAUGUAUCAUAUAAGUAGGUAAGAUACGUAGGAUAUUUUUACCUAGUAAAGUUAAUUUAAACACAAAUCUAAAUUAGUAGGUAGGUACAAGAAAAGACCUAGUACCAUACACAUGUGACAGACAAAGGUGGACGAACAACACACAAAUAUACUUGCUAUUAAGUUAUACCUGAGAAUAAACCGAAUAAGCAAAAUAUUGACUAUAUCGCUAAUAAUUCUGAAUGUUUCCGAAUGUCAAGCAGCCUUGCAAAUAAACGCGGGAAACGUUAUACGUCCGAAUAACCCAAUAAUAAGCAAAAUGUCUAUUUGUAAGUAGUAUACAGUUAGGUAUACAUUUUGCAUAUCUUUGUUUAAUCUCUGGUAUAACUUAAUACCAAAUUUAUUUGUAAGGCCGUAGUGAUUUAGUAUUAAUCAGAGCAGCAGGCGUGAAUUAAUAAUGCGUAAAUAUAGUGUAAGUAUUUCAGUAGGUCUAUGUACAUCUGCAAUCAUAAGAAUCAAAAUAUUACAUUUCAGUCGCAGCGUUAAACUAAACUGCAUGUGUAUAAAUACAAUAUAUUGGCGAGAUUCUUAUUUAAUUCGUAUUGGCGCUAUUAUUUAGUGUACCAUUGCUGCACAGGCCCCUGAAUAUCCAGGGUGUUGCAAGCAUACGUACAGUCAUCACACAAGCAAUUAGCACUUCUAACAUUUCUAUAAUAAAAAAAGAAGGCAUUAAAUUUUUUAUACAUCUGGUGAUAAAUGGGUAUCAGGAAAUGUAUUGAAUAAAACCAAUCUCAAUUCAAUCUAUAUAUAAAAAAGAAAAUGUAAGUUUGUAUGUUCGCUAAUAACUCCUAAACUAUUCGACCGAUCUCAAUGAAAUCUUUUGUAAUAGAUUCGUUGAAGCUCAAGGAAUGUUUACAUAUUUAAUCUAUUUUGAUCGUCUAUUCCAAAACGAUGCAGGGAAGCGCAACUGGUCAGCUAGUACAGGUAUAAAAUAAGUAGAUAAUAAUAUAGUUGUAAGGUACCUACAUCUUUUAGUUUGAGCAUACAUAAAUUUAACCCAUAUACAUUGCAUUAUGAUUACAAACACGUUUUCAUUUUGCUGGGUCAAGGAUAAUGUCUAGCAAGGCCGGGCAAAACAUUAUUGAUAUGAAAAAUAUAUAAGAUGUAUUUUUUUUUCUAAAAAUUGAUUUACUGAUUUGGAAUUCAUUUUAAUGUCAAAGCAUUAGCACUUCUCCGGAAAAUAAUGGCGCUGUGAAAGAAGAAAUAACGCAAGAAACUCUUUCAGUAAUAAUUUUGAGGUCUUUUAAAAAAUAUAUUUUUAUGACAAUAAGGGACGAGACAAGCAGGAGGUUCAACAUGCCCUGCCCAUUACGAUGCUGUGCCGCUCAGGUUUCUUGAAAAUCCCAAAAAUUAUAAGCGGCACUACAAUGUGUAAAAAAGCCCCAUUUGUCGUAUCACCGCUCUUCGAUAACACUUCCCUUAAAGCCUCGCCUAGUAUCGGAAUACUGGGUCUCGAAACCUCGUGCGAUUGCCAAUUCCGUGGCCAUCUGGAGGGCAAAGCCAAAUUGGCUUCGAAGAAGCUGGGCGUCAUCAAUAGAACACGGCAAUACUUCAAGCCGGCCCAUAUUCUAGCGCUCUACAAAGCCCAGGUCCGGCCACACAUGGAGUAUUGCUGUCAUCUCUGGUCUGGCGCACCCCAGUAUCAGCUCGAUCCAUUUGACCGCGUGCAACGCAGAGCAGCUCGAAUUGCCGGGGACCCAGUGCUCUGUGAACCGCUGGAUCACUUGGCGUUGCGUAGAGACGUCGCUUCAUUGUGUGUCUUCUACCGCAUUUAUCACGGGGAGUGUUCCGAAGAGCUGUUCAACCUGAUUCCUGCCGCCGAAUUCCACCUUCGCACGACACGCGACAAAUUAGGAUAUCAUCCCCACCAUCUGGAUGUGUGGCGGUCCUCCACAAUGUGGUUUUCAAGGAGCUUUGGACAUGGGUACCUUCAAAAAAAGCGCGUACACCUUCCUUAAAGGCCGGCAACUCUCUUGUGAUUCCUCUGGUGUUGCAAGAGAAUGUGGGCGGCGGUGAUCACUUAACACCAGGUGACCCGUACGCUCGUUUGUCCUCCUAUUCCGUAAAAAAAAAUGAGCUCUUCUUGAGACAUAAGAUGUUUAGUCUUCUUUGCCCAGUAAUUUCACUAGCUACGGCGCCCUUCAGACCGAAACACAAUAAUGUUAACAAAUUACUGCUUCACGGCAGAAAUAGGCGCCGUUGUGGUACCCAUAAUCUAGCCGGCAUCCUGUGCAAAGGAGCCCCGCACUGGUAAAAUAUUUUAAUAUUGUACAGUGCUAUUCAUAUAUAAUCAUAAUAUAAACGUUUUUAAUGAUCAGUUUUCUUCGUUUCGGAACAAACUUCGGAAACUGCUAUGUUGCUUGAGAAGAACACCGAUAGAAAACCUACUCAACAAAAAUUAUGCUUUUUUGGAAUAUUUUUGUAUUAUAUUUUACUUAGUAUACUCUUAUUACAAGUUUUGUUGACUUUAAUUAAUAUGCACUUUACUUUAUACUUAUUAAUUAUAUUGUAUUACUUAGUAAAAGUUCUUUUCUUGCACAAUUAAAAUUAUAAUAAUGUGUAAAUAUGUUAUUGCUCGUAAGUAAUUGUAUUUGCAAUAACACUUAAGAUAUACUUAGGGGUUGUUUCACAAUGUACAAGUAAAGUUACGAAUAGGCUAAUUGCUACUUAUCUAUCGAAUAAACACAUCAUUUGCCUCACAAUGUCUAAAUAGUGUUAUCUAGCAGAUAAGCGCCAUUUAAAUUUGUGCUAUUUUCAAAACAGAUUUCUUUUCGUCUGUUGCGUUGUAUAUAUUGCACCUAACACUAGUGAACAAGAAUAUAUAACUAUGUUUAGUAUAUAUUGUUAUAUUAGGAGAUUUUAAUAUGUUUUCUUGUAAUAGUUAUGUAACUAGUUAUUAUGAAUAUUUUAAGGCUUUUUGUGAGCUCGUUCAGUGUAAUUAUGUUCCAAAUUGCAACAACAGGCAGCUGGAUCUCGUGUUAAGUGGGCGAGGUGAGUUGGAGGUAUGCCGAGCAGAUGAGGCUUUAGAGCCCGUGGACGAUUACCAUCCGCCACUUAUAAUUGCUGUCAGCCUUACUGUAAGUAGACCUCCACGUAUUUACUAUGAUACUCACCAUUACUCAAAUCUACCCAUGCAGUGGAAUUUCCAUAAAAGUGACUUUAACUAUUUAUAUUAUUUAAUAAGCAUAAUAGACUGGAAUGGAUUGUAUAGUCUAGAAUCCUAAUACAGCUUUAGAUUAUUUUUAUAGUAAAAUUAAAAAUGUUAUAGACACUUGUGUACCACGUAAAAAAUAUUUUCAGGAAAGAAACAGAUUGCCAUAUUAUCCAGUGUGAUAUACUGCGUCUUUAAUAAGAAGUGUAAAACGUAAAUACAUACUUCAUAAGAAAUAUAAAAAAAGUAAAUUACCGUGUGAUUAUUUAGCUUUUUCUCAGUGUAGAGCUCUAGUUAAGAAAGAUAUAGCGAUUGCACGAGACCUCUAUCAGAACCGGGUACAAAAUCACCUUGCAAAGGACCCAAAAGCAUUUUGGAGCUACGUAAGGUCACAAAGAGGUAACAUGAGCCGUUAUAAAUUACUAAAAAAUGGGCAGGUUCUCUCAAAUCACGAUAUGGCAAAUGAAUUUGCUCGUUUUUUUCAAUCAGUCUAUAGUGUGAAUACCCCCGAGCUGAACGUAAGGGAGUUGAGUAAAACUUCAGAAAACAAUACACGAGUACACCUCGGACAGUUCAAAGCUGAAGAUGUACGACGCGCGCUAGAACGUCUACCACCAAAGCGCUCCGUAGGCCCAGAUGGUAUACCACCAUAUAUUUUUAAAGAUUGUCGUUCAGUUUUGGUGGAGCCCUUGCUUCAUAUAUUCAAUAUGUGUAUUUCAACUGCAACCCUUCCUAAUCUGUGGAAGCUCACAAGGGUUGUCCCAGUACCUAAGGGUCCCGGUGGUACAGAACCUAGUAAAUAUAGGCCUGUUGCAGUUCUGAGCACUCCAGCAAAAAUAUUUGAGACUGUUAUACAUCACAUUCUAUUUACACAAGUAGCAUCUAUGUUAUCCGAUGCACAACAUGGGUUCCGUCCAGGAAGAGGCACAGCAGGAAAUUUGCUACAUUUAAUGACACAGAUAGUCCCAGCGGUGGAUUCUGGAGGCCAGGUGGAUGUAGCAUAUCUUGAUUUCCAAAAAGCCUUCGAUGUGGUUGAUAACGAUAUUCUACUCAAGAAAAUGUCCAACCUCGGGUGUACAACACACACGUUGUCGUUUUUCGCCAGCUACUUAAGUGACCGGCGACAGUAUGUUGACUGUGGCAGGUUCCAUUCUGAGGAAUACUAUACUAGAUCAGGUCGAUCAUUAUGAUUAAUGAUCUGCCAGAAAUCGUCCGUGAAUCAACAUGUUUAUUAUUUGCUGAUGACCUUAAGCUUUCGCUGCAGAUAAAAGACGAAUUGGAUCAUAUCAAAUUACAAGAUGAUAUUAAUAGAAUAUUAAAAUGGAGUCGGGAUAAUAAAUUAUAUUUUAACAUUGACAAAUGCUUCGUGACAUCAUUUAGUCGAUCUCGGUAUCCACAGCAUUACACAUACCAUCUAGACAACCAGCCUUUGCAGCGUGUCAACAAAAUCAAAGAUCUUGGAGUUCGUUUCAAUGCGGAUUGUAACUUCCGUGAACACAUCGUUGAUAUUUGUAAGAAAUCAUACAGAAACCUUGGAUUUGUCAUGAGACAAGUGAAAAAUUUCACAAAUAUCAACGCUAUACGAGUUCUAUAUGAGGCUUUGGUGAGAAGUCAUUUAGAAUAUAAUGCUAUCAUAUGGGCCCCACGUGAAGCCAAAUACAAGCUCAUGUUGGAACGAAUUCAAAAUAGAUUUGUUAGGUUUAUAUAUCUAAAACUCUACAAAGUAUACCCAGGAUAUCCACUUCUAUAUCCUACACUUUUUAUUCUUGGCAUGGUUGGGUAUAAUAAACUAGAAACUAGGAGGGACGUACUCCUGGUUAUAUAUUUAUGGAAAAUUUUGCGUGGUAUGGUGAGUCAUCCAGCCUUACUGGAGCGAAUAGGUCUGUGGGUACCGGAUGGACGCGCUACAAGGCGAAGGCGACAGCAGCUGCUCGUAAUUCCGCGAGCGAGAACCAAUCUUAGGCGAGACACGCCUUUUACAGUCGCUUUACGAAAUUUAAAUGAACUUUCGCAUAGGAUUGACUUGUUUGAUUGCUCACUGAACGAGUUUAAAAUUAGAGUAGUUAUUGUAUGUUCUAGUAAUAGUAAUUAGUAUAGUAAUAAUCUAGUAUAGUAGGUAUAGAUUGUUAGUAGUAGCUCUAAGAUUUAUGUUUAUAUUAAUUUAAAUACUUAAAUUUAAGUCAAGCCUCUAUCGCAGUAGGUAACUCUGUAAGGAUAGGGGUUUUAUUGGUUAAAUAAAUAAAUAAAUAAAAAUUAAGUAUAGGAUGGAUGUAGCUGCUAAUGUCAUAUUAUCUGCCGGGUAGGUACUGGACAGCCUGACAGAGUGACAAGCAUUUGACAAAAUAAUGUCAAUUUAUAAUAUAAUGGUAUGGGAGCCCAAGAGACUAAAAAUCGAUUUACUCGAGCGAUGUGGGCACCUAUUGAAUUAUAUCACCAAUUGUAAACCUAUUGUAGUUCCUAUUCGAAAGAGGGCUGGGCCCUCGCCUGCGGCUCGGGCUGCAACUCGCAGCCUCGCGUAUAAUGAUUAACUUGGCUCACUAGUAUCAUAAUUAAUUAAGUAAUUUUGUGAUACGUAAUAAACAAAUUAAAAUGCAUCUACAAUCUGUAUGAAAAUAAGAUGACGCCUAUUUUUUGAUGAUUAUGACGUAACUUCUUUAUACGAGGUAUCUGUAAAAUUCUAAAACAAAAGUAUAAAAUAAUAAUAUUAAUAAAUCAAUAUAAAAUGUUAACUGACUAGGGGUUUUAACGCUAGCCGAUCUAAUAUUAUCAACCGUAUCGUAAAUAAUGUACAAUUUUAGGUGUUAUAUGUAUAAUGACGCUAUUAAUGUAAAUGGUUAGGUUUGUAGAGUGGUGUGGUGACAGUAAUGUGAAUUGUGAUAUUAAAGUUUAUUCUGUAA